UUUUAGCAAAUGUCGUCAUUUUUUCCCGUCCAAAUCCAAGAUGGCGUCCUUGUUUGCUUCGAAUCCCUUUUCUUCUCCUGUUGGACAAAGAAUAGAGAGGGCUACAGAUGGAGCUUUGGCGUCAGAAGACUGGGCUUUGAAUCUAGAAAUUUGUGAUAUUAUAAACGAGACAGAAGAGGGGCCUAAAGACGCAAUCAAGGCUAUUAGAAAACGACUCACCAAUAAUAAGAAUUUUAAAAGUGUUAUUUUGACUUUAACGGUGUUGGAAUCAUGUGUCAAGAACUGUGGGCACAGAUUUCAUGUACUGGUUGCCAAGAAGGAUUUUCUUGAGGAAAUGACCAAGAUUCUUAAUCCUAAGGUUAAUGCACCUCAGGUCGUACAAGAAAAGAUUCUCUCUCUUCUUCAAGACUGGGCCGAUGCAUUCAGGAACAGUCCUGACAUGGGGAAUAUCCUACACACAUACGAGUCUCUUAGAAACCAAGGGAUCGAGUUUCCGCCCAAAGACCUGGAUACUUUAUCUCCAAUAUUUACACCAGAAAGAUCACAACCAGAAAGACCAGUUGCACCCUUGGGAGGAUCUCCAUCACAUCAACCCUCGGCAGCUCCUCCUCCCAACAUGCAGCCACCAACUCACCAACUACCAACUCACCAACCACCACCAGCAGCCGUGACAGGACCUAUUAACCCAACACCUGAACAGCUUGCAAAGUUACGGUCAGAUUUAGAUAUUGUGCAAGGAAAUGUACAAGUUAUGUCGGAGAUGCUGACAGAGAUGACACCAGGACAAGAAGAGGCUGGAGACCUGGAACUAUUACAGGAAUUGAAUAGAACAUGCCGAGCAAUGCAACAACGUUUGAUGGUACUUCUCGAGCAAGUGGCAAAUGAAGAAGUUGUUGGUGAGCUUCUAAGAACUAAUGAUGACAUCAACAAUGUUUUUAUUCGAUAUGAUCGCUAUGAGCGAUUCCGCCAAGCCCAGUCAAAGCCUGCUGAACCACCCAGGCCAGCACCUACAACAGUACCGCCGAUGCCUCCAAGACCAGCAGCUCAAACAGUCUCUCCUGCAGAUAUUAACCUGACAGAGGCUUCUUCUGAUGCUCUGAUCAGUUUUGAUGAACCCUCCCUAUCCACCCUUGCGGAGGCUGAUGGUGAUGCUGGUGCAACAAAUGGUGUUACAUCACAACUACAAGGACUAGAUAUUAAGAAAACUAACCAAGAGCCGGAUGUAGCUGCAUCUGUCACUCAUGACGAUGAGUUUGACAUGUUUGCACAGUCAAGAAAAAGCACUUUUGAAGAAAGUAGACAAAGUGGAACUACAUACAGUGACAACCAACAACCAAUGGAUCGUCUCAUAACCGAUUCUCUGAGCAUUAACAAAUCACAAGCUAACUCUUCAUCAGCAGAGGUCAAGCCCACUGAACCAAGGUCUGGGGACUCCACACAGCAGGGACAAACAUCUGCUACAAAACACGAGCCCCCCAUGGAAAGUAUUGAAUCUUGGCUAGGAGAAGAAAAUGUUGCAAAGGAAGAAGAAGCUUCAGGACAAGCAGAGACACUGUCUAGUCAAGAUUUUGACCAGUUUCUGGCAGAACGUGCUGCCUCAGGUGGUCAACGAUCAAAUAGCGCAAAAUCUGGUUCCCAGCGACCAAAACAACGACAAAUGCAAAUGGAAAAUAAAACAGAAGACGAAUUCUUUGGACUAUGAAGAACACAGAAUCUUCUUAUUAGUUGUUUUGCCUAAUUCUCAAAUGUGAGAGCAAAUAGGAGGACUACAUCCAAUGAAACUUCUAAGAUGUGAUCUUAAAUGUGUUUUUAAAGGACUCAAUUGUUUACCGACGUAAAGGUUGGAAUAGCUGUUUUACUUCAAUCACAUCUUGUAAUAUGUAACUAAAUGAGUUCUCAAGAUGCUAUAGAAACACACAUUUGAGACCUUUAGAUCUGAUGAUGAGUAUGAAAAUAAUGAGUGUUGUUAGUUGCUUUGCUUGCUUACAAGCUUGACAUUGCAUUGACAUAACCAAUUAGAUGAAACUUCAUAGCUGCUGUCUUGUUUACUGAGAGUUUUUUUGGAACCAUCAGCUUCAUAGUGUUGAAAACAAAGUGUAAAUGAAUGAAUUGGUUUUAGUUACUUUUUGUUUUAUACUUCAUGAGAGAUGUUAUUAAGCUUAAGUCGUUAUCAAAGCUGUCUAAUCCAUUCUAUUUUCAUGUGAUUUUGAUUUUUUUCAGCUCCCCUUGCAGUGAACAGAGAUCAGAUCAUUUUUCAUGUUGACCUAAAUGUUUUUUAAACAUAGUGCGAAUACAAGGACAAAAUAUAUUACAGACCAGGUCAUACUAUUAGUCGUAGUCUUGGUUGUCAGAUCUAAAGGUCUCUAUCAUGUAUUCUCCCACCCCAACCUCAUGCCACAGUAUGAACAAGAAAAGGCAAUAUGUCAUAGAAUAAUCAGCAAGCUACCUCUCAAAAUAUAUCAGACUUUUACUUAGAAAGAACUGGAUUAGUUACACAGUCUUAUUAUUAAUAAGUGUCUAGCAUAACAGUAUCGUACCUUUCAAGAGUUAAUCAAGUAUUUCCUUUACAAAAGCUGGAUAUAUCGUUCUAGCAGAACCUGGUAGCAGUGGUAGUACUGGACAUAAAUGGAAAAUAAAAAGAAAUCCAAAUAAUAACUGUGAUUUUUUUUUCAAGAAUGAAAUAAAAAUAUAACUGAGUAAUGAGUAAAAGCAUAA
This is a messenger RNA of Actinia tenebrosa (Australian red waratah sea anemone), 2715 nucleotides long. Its product is annotated as TOM1-like protein 2. The record is from RefSeq and is a predicted model, not a curated record. Gene Ontology annotation, biological process: signal transduction. NCBI's taxonomy places the organism in Eukaryota, Metazoa, Cnidaria, Anthozoa, Actiniaria, Actiniidae. Gene Ontology annotation, cellular component: endosome; membrane. Gene Ontology annotation, molecular function: clathrin binding; ubiquitin binding; phosphatidylinositol binding.